Strongylus vulgaris is the source of this 507-nucleotide messenger RNA. The record is from the annotation of a GenBank genome assembly. NCBI's taxonomy places the organism in Eukaryota, Metazoa, Nematoda, Chromadorea, Rhabditida, Strongylidae.
GCAGCUGCCCUGUCUGCUCAGGCUCGAAGUGUUCUGCCCAUGUUGGCCGCUGGCAACCCGGCAUUAGCUCGGUCACCAACAAUGGCGGUAGCCGGUGCUCCGAUCGUGAUGAGUCCCGGACGAGGAGCUGCUGGACAGCAGACUCAGAUGCUGGGUUUACAGUCACAGCUGGGCGCAGCCGUCGCUGUUAGCAAUAAUGCAGCUGCCGUAGCAGCGCAACAAGCGGCAAUACUACAGCAACAACAACAACAAGCAGCAGAAUAUCAACAGUUGCUCCUGAGCCAAGGCUUAUCUUACGAGAACUUGGCCAAUGUUGCUGCUUUGCAACAGUUUCAACAGGCUCAAGCUCAGCAGCAAGCUGCUGCACAGCAACAGUACAAUCUGUUAGGAGCACAAUACUCAGAUUAUGCUGGUGUAGACAUCGCUGCUGCUCAGACUGCUCCCGGUGCCAUGAUUAACCAACGUCGUGUCCUCGGCACAUCUCGUGACCAUCCCUACAAGCAGUAG